This is a messenger RNA of Porites lobata, 3263 nucleotides long. The record is from the annotation of a GenBank genome assembly. Lineage: Eukaryota; Metazoa; Cnidaria; Anthozoa; Scleractinia; Poritidae.
AUGAAAAACAAAAAAAGGGGAAGUGAUGAGACGUGGCUUCCACAGGGUCCUGGUCAACGCAUUUUGAGCAGCACACCACGGGGAAUCCCUCCCCUAGUCAGGCCUGGUACAAAGAAGUUGUUGCCGAUCAAAGACCUGGAGGCGUGCAUGAAAAAGUGCAAAUGCUUGGCACCCGAAGACAGGCAAUGGUGGUCCUCUUUUAUCCUUGCCGAGAAAGCAUUCCGUGCAAAAUGGGAAGCUGCUUCUGCCAAAUUUCUCAGUGAGGAUAAAAGAGCAGAGUGGCACCUCAACAAAUUGCAGAGGCAUCGCCUGAUUAAGAAAGCCACAACAACCGACCGGGACCAAUGCAACAGGAGGAAACCCUGAAUGACCAUUUCCCACAAGCGAGUCCGUGUUUUAGUGCUUAAUGCACAAAUGUGGUCUUUCAUGGGCUUUUUGUACAGGCAUUGUGACAUUCAACAUUCGAACCCUGUACAUCUGGGCUCUAAGGCUACCAUAGAUAGUAUUGGUAAAAUAAGGGUGUCUGGAAUAAGCAUUAAAGUCAAAAUUAAUGAACUGUUGAAACAAUACCAAAUAAAUAAAACAAAUAACCAUCACAUGAAGAUGCUAUCAUCCUGUCCGUUCAAUGCAAUACAGUUAAAUAUGUCCGUGAAAACACUUAAGGUCUCCCAUUGACAUACAACGGAACUUGUAGAGUAAUCAGGAGAACGAAUUGUUGACAAAAUAGUGAGAAAUUAUAGACAAGACUUUAUCAUACCUAAAAUACAGAUACAGUGCUGCUGUCAGCCCCUGGUUGCCUUGAGUUUUUGUAAGUUAUCAAUGAAAUAAUUUGUCUGGCUUGGGGAGAAGGGUCAGGAGCUUUAACUUAAUUUUCAUUUUCUACUUUUUGCUGACAGGUCAUGGUGCAGGAAAAAAGGAAAAAUGGAGGCGACGGUGCUCCAAGAAUAAGGCAGAGGGGGUCUAAAGAGAGCAUUUCCUCUUAAGCCUAUUUUAUUCAAUAUAUAUUUUAUUCUCAAGAAAUUCGUUCAAGUAAAUGUUUGUUAGAAAGCUCACUAGCAAAGUUAUAAACAAACCAAAAAUGAUUCAUUACUUUUUUGUUCUACGGUAACACAGUAAGGAGAAAAAAAAAAAAAUUUAUUUCUUAUUUUGUAGGCAAACCCGUCAGUGAAAAAAACGAAAAACAGAAACCAAAAAAACUUGAGUCUUGACUUUAAGCUUGAUGUACUGAGGGAGUAUGGCCUGUGUGGCCAGCAGAUUAAGAUUAUAUCACAAGUUACACGGAUAGUGUUUCCAGGGCCUGCCGAAGCGAAGCUAUGAGGUCUGUGAUGAGGUUUUGUAAAAUUUUCAUUGCUAGGGAGCCCAUAAUUUAUGGGCUCCUGUCAUUGCCUGCUUUUUGAGCACAACGCAAAAAAAAAAUCAUGUGUAAGAAAUCAUUAGGUGUAUUAUCUUGAUGAAAAAUCCCUGGCAGAAUAAGGUGCAGUAACUCGAUCUGCUAUUUACCAGUGACAUUUCAUGAUGGUCAACGAUUUUAUGAAAUGCUCGGAAAAAUAAAAUCUAAAAUAACAUGUAGUACACUUUAAAUUAUACUUACUUGAGUAAAAUCUUGAUAUACAAAAUUGAUUAAAUGCAAGAAUACGGGAAUAUCAAAUAGUGAAGAGAGUACAGCCAGAAAAUGUUGAUUAGCCAGUUGUCAAAGUUCACGCCAGCAGAAAGGGCUAUUGUGUAUGUACCCACUCUCCCACAUAAGCUAUCCUUUCAUAUGAACACGGAGAAUUCCGAGGAAUAUCUUUUGCUCUGAGGCAAGUCCAAAAAUGAGAGAAGGAAGUGAAGUCCUCGAAAUUUUUACUUCUGAAAGGUGUCGUAAACGAAAGUCACUUCCGGAAUUAAGAGAGACAAGAAAAAAAGCCAUUGCUGGAUGCGAAAGGAUACAUACACAUCAUGAUACUUUUUGUGAUAUAUUCUUCUAGAUGAAAAUGAAGUAACACCUGAGGUGAGCGAUUUAUAUUAUUUCGGGGGGGCAUUGUAAUUAUGUUGAUUCUUAAGAGAACUUUUCGUAAGAAACUGAGUUUUCUACUGCACCUUCGAACAGAGAUCGUUGGAUAGUUGCCUGCUUGUUAGAAGUUAUGCUUCUUCGAAGAUCAUGAAGUAAUUUUUUGAUUUUCUUGUUCUAUUCUUGAACAUUCCACAGUUUCGUAGGUGCAGCCUUCCAGUACGUACUCAAGAAUGAUGCACUGACUUGUCAUGAAAUAGAUUUUUACCUUACGGGUCAAAUUCACACUUGUGGAAUGUAGCAUAUUAUCCCGUUAUUCUCUAACAAACUUGUGAUUGGGUAUAACGGGUAAAGUAUUAUUAGCUGUUAUUAGCUGUUAUCCCCUUAUUCACUAACAAGCUUGCCAUUGGAUCUAAUAGGUUUGUUAUCUGAUAACAUUAGACUAGCUCUUAGCCAAAGAUAAUCUUGAUCCUGAUUGGCUCUAAUGGCUGAUAAGAGGCAAUAACAGCUAACAGCAAUUAGUCCCAAUUAAAUUGAACGGGUGUUGAAUGUAACAAGGGUCGCCACUAUGGGAACUUUAUGGUAAAAAACUGCAGACACUACUGUUUCGGUUAGAUGUAUAUAUCUUUUGGAUUCGUUUUCUUUACUUGAUUCAUAUAAUUUACCUUUAAGAUGAUCUCUGUUAAGGGUCAAAAAAGGUUGGGCCACGCCAAGAUUUAUCUCCUUAAGGAGUUUAACUCAAAAUUUGCAACGAGCAACACUGCCCAUUAUUUUCAUAUGGGAGUCCCCCCUGGGGCUUUGUAUUUUGUAUUAAAUUACCUUCCUUCUUCUCCACUGUUAUGCCAUACUGUACCUCCACUAUUAACACUUUAUGUAAAUUUUUUGGUUACAAAAUGGUUUUCUUUUUGCAUAGCAUCUGGAGCAAGAGUGGCUUUAAAUGAAGUGUUUGGUCAUCCACAGCAACAACAAAUUAGAUCCACAGCUCCUGUGGCUGAUGUGAUAUCAAAAGCACGAACUCUUGUGAAGUCUCUUGCGACAUCUAACAGAACUGGUGGGGGGAAACUAGCCUUUAAAGGUAGUUCAAGGACAAAGGCUGGUAAACAUGGAUUUCCCUUCAAAAGUUCAAGGGCAACUGGCCUAACCAAAGGAAAGGUUGCAGCCCCGAGGGUUCAUCAAAAAACGUGUUGUAGUUUUGGAUCACAAGGAAAACUGCCCAGAAGUGUACACCCUGGCAGAUGCCAUGGUUCUGAUUGAUGGUAACAUACAUUAUUAG